This is a messenger RNA of Acanthoscelides obtectus, 519 nucleotides long. NCBI's taxonomy places the organism in Eukaryota, Metazoa, Arthropoda, Insecta, Coleoptera, Chrysomelidae. The record is from the annotation of a GenBank genome assembly.
AUGAACGAUAUAAGAUAUCUCGGUGACCCUGGAUAUCAACAAGGUAUUGGUCCGGAACAUGGUGUUAGUCAAGCAACAGCACAGUCGAACGAAUGGAUAAAGUUUCCAACUACCAACCAUGAACUGAUGGAGGCCAAGCGGGUAUGGCAAAGCAUGUAUAAAUGUCCAACAGCAAUUGGUGUAACUGAUUGUACACAUAUAGGAAUCCUGAAAGCAAAUAGCCAUGGAGAUGAGUAUAUCCACCGAAAAGGGAAACCUACUUUAAAUGUGCAAGCUACUUGUGAUGCCAGAGAGAUGUUCACAAGUGUUGAUGUCAGUUGGCCUUUAUCAGGGCAUGAUUUCAGAAUAUGGAGAUAUUCACAGACUAGAUCACAACUAAUAAAUAAAGCAAAUGUACUACUUGGCGAUGACGGUCAUGGUACUGAGCCAUGCCUUAUGACUCCCUUCAGAAAUCCUACUCCAGGUGCAGGAAAGAGUUCCACCGAGAAGCAGGUCGUGAGGAGCACCGGGAGCCAGUAG